Messenger RNA from Tachysurus fulvidraco (yellow catfish), 1310 nucleotides. RefSeq lists its product as uncharacterized. The record is from RefSeq and is a predicted model, not a curated record. The coding region runs from base 623 to 1252 and encodes 209 amino acids. Lineage: Eukaryota; Metazoa; Chordata; Actinopteri; Siluriformes; Bagridae. The transcript is spliced from 3 exons.
CAGAAAAAGGCCAACAAAGAGAGCACUUGUAUUAAAGGCAUGUUUUAUUUCAAUACGAUGGCACGUGCAGGACGCAAGAGGUCGCUAGGCAACGGCUUAGGAGUGAAACUAGCGUCAAGUUGAAUAGUUAGCACAAGGUUUUACGGUCGAUUCACGACUCAAACUUCCCAUUUUAUCUGGGCUUGAGACCGGCACAGAGAGAUAAUCUCUCGGUGGAUGGGAGGAAAUCGAUUCCAGGCCACUGCGAUGAGAGCACGGGAUCCUGCCACUGGACUACCAGGGGACAUCUAAUGACACUUUUGGCAUCAAUAAAUCAGAUGUCACUAAUGGAACUUCAGGGUAAUUUGGUAGGGUUUUUUUAUGUUGCUAAUUUCAAGGGCUUUGGUGCUUUAGGUUGUUCAUCGGAAGGUUGGGAUUCAGGACCCAUCACUGCCAAGCUGCCAAUGUAUAGACAAGACCUCUGAGCAAGGCCCAUAACACUAGAAGUCCCAGAGAUUUGUAACCCUCCUUUAGCCAAGUGGAUGCUAACUGGCUAGUCUUUUGGUUAUCAUUAGCAUCAAUUCAUGUGUAAAUAUGGUCAUUACCUGUGCAAUCUGCAGGGGAGUUGGGGGUGUGUGUGUGAAUGGUUGCUGGUGGCUUGUUUGUAUGUGUGGGGGAGGGAGGGCUGCUAAUUCCUUUUGUGCUGAGGUGGAUAAAAUCUAAACCUGACAAGUUUGGGAUCACGUUUUGGGUGGCUUGCGACCUAAAAUCCAAGUACAUUUGUAAUGUCCUCCCAUAUCUUUGCAAGGACCCUAGUCGUCCCAGUGGAGAGAGACUGUCUGAAAAUGUAGUGAUGAGGCUGAUGGAACCAUUCCUAGACAAGGGCAGAAAUGUUACCACGGACAAUUUCUUCACAUCGCUGUCACUUGCGCAUAAACUUCUUAGCCGGAAAACCACCAUCCUCGGCACAGUCAACAAAAUUCGCCGGGAAAUCCCUCAAUCUGCUAGACACACAGAUCGCAAUGAAUUCACCACUCAUGUGUUUUCAACCACUGCUGCUACGCUGACGGCGUAUGCGCCCAAACGGAAGAAGACCGUCUACAUUCUUAGCAGCAUGCACAGCGUGAUUCAGACUGAUAAUACCACCACUGCCAAACACUGUCACAAAGUGCGGCGUGGAUGUGAUGGACCAGAUGGUGCGGGAGUACACUGUCCGCACAGGAAAGAAAAGAACAAUUGCUUCGGACACAACCCUCCACGCCUCUUUAUUUGAGGGGUGCUGUGUCAUAACUGCCUCUGCACUCUGACACCAAAUUCAAAGCUGGGAUAUG